This is a messenger RNA of Prunus armeniaca (apricot), 1095 nucleotides long. The record is from the annotation of a GenBank genome assembly. NCBI's taxonomy places the organism in Eukaryota, Viridiplantae, Streptophyta, Magnoliopsida, Rosales, Rosaceae.
AUGUCAGACUUGAUUAGACGUCGUAGGGCGGUGACGGCUACACCGAGUUCGGAGCCCCCGGCUCAGCCGGUAUCAGCUGCCACUGCUCCAGCACUGAUGGAGCAGGACCACGUGCUAGCUGGUCCUGGGGGAUCCCAGGCGGCUGCAUCAUCAUCUUCUUCGGUGGUGCAGCCUCUUAGCGCUAGGCGGCGACACCGGCCCGCUACCACCACCGACACCACAUCCACUGACUGUACUGGUGCCUCGGGGGCACCUACAGCCAAGAGGAACACCCGAGGGCCGUGUCGGCAGCUGAAGACGGCGAAGGUCACCCGGGUGACCAACAGUCGUAUCAGCAUCGGAUAUGACGAGCGCCAUCGGGCUGCACCGACGGCGGACUUGCAUAGCUCCUUGGCCCACGACAUUGGCCACGUCGUUCGGACCCAUUGCCCGAUGCAAUGGAAGUCUUGGAAGGUCAUACCUGACGAGAUCAAGAUGCAAGUUCGCGGCCAGUUGUCGACGAACUACGACUUAGAGGACCUCAACGAGGAGACUUGGCGUACGUCAACAGACUCUUCGGAGGGUUGCCCGAAGGAGCUUGAGGGGCGGGAGGAUAGUUGGGCGUGGCUCUGCGCUCAUUUUCAGGCGCCCGAUUAUGUGAAUAAAGCCCAAGUGAAUAAGGGCAAUAGGAAGAAGAAGACUCUUCUUCACCAUUCCGGCUCCAGGCCCUUCUCAUAUAGGAUGGAUGCACGGCGUCGGACGACGAUGGUGGAGAGGAGCCAGUUGGUUCUUCAAGAGUCCGCCUCCCAACUUCCUCCCGAGACUCCGAUCGAGUCUGUGGAUCCUCCGCAUGAUGCUGGAUUUCAGAUUUUGACGCAGACGUUGGAUCAGACUCUCGGGAGGAGGCCGGGAACGUAUUGUAGGGGGAUGGGGAAUGCCCGACAGAGGGAACCUCGACCGCGGUCAUCGUCGCAGGCAAACAGUCAGUCGCUCGCGCGGUCCGGCAUUCCAAUCCCGAAUUUUGGUGCGUCGACCUCCGAGCCCGUCCACCCCGAGCAUCCCCAGCACACCACGGCCCCUGCAGACCCAUACCUCCGAGCCGCAUGUGGCAGAUGA